AGUGUCUGUGUCUGUGUGUGUGUGUGUGUGUGUGUGUGUGACUUGCGUCUUUUGUUGGAACCAAGGCCUAGUUUUCAUUUAGUGAAUCUAACAAGAGCCAAACCUGUGCUGCUUUCAUGUGAGCUUUGAACAUUUUGUCCUCAGAUUAUUUUGUUUCUCAGAACAUAAUGUAUCUCACAAAAUUGAAUAUGCACCACACUUCAUAACACCAGAUAAGAGUGCUUUUUUCUCAAUGUGUUUGCAGGGUAUUUUUAGACUUGCAAUGUCUUUAUUUUGUAUGCUUUCAGGCAUACUUAAUAGUCUAAAGAACAUGUCGAAUAAUUACUGUAUCCUGGACUAGCCCCCUGAUUACAGUAUGUUGCAUUUUUCAUCUAGGUUAAAGAUGCAACAUAAAGUGGACAGGGUAAACUCAUCGUUCCAAACCCAAUUUUUGGAGGGCUUUAUCGCUAAAUAAAUGCACCAGGUUCAGAUUGUUAGUAGAGGGUCUAAGACAAAAUGGGUUGCAGAUAAGGGGACAUUGCUGUAAAAGUAACCAAUGGACAUAUUAGAGUCCUAUUCAAAAAAUUUUUAGCAUGUGGAAUGGAGAGCACAAAAAGGUAAUCUCAAGUUUAAAAUGAAGUCAGAGUGUGACAGCAGUGGAAAAAGGAAGCUCAUGCAUGCUGGCUGGUAUUUUACUGCUUGCUUAUGAGUCAUCUUACUUUUAUCUGUACUUUUGCUUUUCUGAACGUGACUGGAAUGAUGACUGAAUGGAUGACCAGAGUUUCUGUCCCCAUGUGUUUCUUUCAUUCUCCGGAUAAAAAACGCCUCCAUGACUGAGCGAGCAUUUGAUUGUGCUUUAUUUGCAGGCAAAUGAAUCACCUGUUCUGUUUCAGAGGGAGAGCUGUGGGAAUGUCCACUGGUUAACAGCUAAUCAAAUGUUGCAGCAGAAAGCUCCAUUAGAAGCGCAGACAGAUUCCACAUUGUUUUUCUAAUCGUUUCCACUCUUUCAAUGGGAAACAGCAGUAAAUUUCAAAGAGGCUGUGUAAAUGUUCUCAGCAGGAGUUGGUUUUCCAGUAUACUUAGCUUCGUAAAUGACGAUAUUGCCAUUAUUUUUUGAACAAAGGCAUUUGAAGUCCAGUAUGUUCCUCUUCUGGGACACCACCCUAAAGCGGCAGACAGCUGCAUUUGGGACGCUUUUAAAUUCAUUGCGUGUGAAGUCAUGCCCAUGUCGGUUAUAGCGCCACACAGUCUUAAUUUCAAACUGGAUGUCAUUCUAUUGUUAGUUCAAAUAACUGUUUUUACAAAUGUUCUUAAUUUUUUUUCUAAAUGAUGUUCAAGCGUUUUUCCCCCCAAUCUUUUUAUGUUUUUUCCCCUUGACUACCAAGAGGUCACAGUUGUGCGGCCCACAUGCCUUCCUUCCUGUCUCAGCCCCUCUCUCUGAUCACAUGUAAAAUGUUCCUCUGACAGAUUGCUGUUUGGUGCCGACCGGAGCUUAGAAUGAUCUCAUGAGGUUUUGUUUUAUUGUUUUAAUACAUGUGCUAUGAAGUUUUUGGGCAAGUAACUCUGGAAAGACAGAUAAACAAAAGAGCUUGCGGUCUCAAACAGGGAAAGACAGAGGAACCUUCAAGAAAGGCAGGGAAGACGGAGGAUAAUAAUCCUUGAGAAUGAAGGUUCGUCGCAAGAGGAAUAGCAAUUUGGAUGAUAACUCAGGGGCCGCCCAGGAUAGACCACCUUUGCUAAACUUUGGGGGGAAAGACAAUCCGAGGGAGUACAAGAGUGGGCAGAAGGGCACAGAAGAGAGUGUAAAGCUUUCAUGGAAUCACAUUCCAGGACAAAACUGUUGGCCGGCUGCUGUCAUAGCAGCAGGAUUACUGUUGGCAGGGGCAAUUGGGCUGUUUCAUGCAUGGUGUGUUUAUUCUAUACACGAAAACCUGCUGUGGUUUUCACAGUUAAAGGAAGUCGAGCGUGAAAUCUCCUUCCGGACAGAAUGUGGCCUUUAUUACUCCUACUACAAACAGAUGUUGAAGGCGCCUUCUAUACAGCAAGGUCUUUAUGAGCUAAUUCAUGACGACACUACUGAAUCAAAGAGAACAAUAAACAUCCUACAGCGUAUGAAUAUCUACCAAGAAGUGUUCCUUAGCAUUUUGUACAGAAUACUUCCCAUCCAGACCUACUUGGAGCCAAUUUAUUUCUACAUCUACACAGUGUUUGCUUUGCAGACAGUGUAUGUCAUCGCCCUCUUUAUCACUAGUUGGUUACUCAGUGACUCCUGGCUGGCUGGAGCCCUCAGUGGAGUCUGGUACAUUCUCAACAGAGUGGACACCACACGCGUGGAGUUUACCAUCUCACUAAGGGAGAACUGGUCAAUACCUUUCUUUGCUCUUCAGGUGGCUGCCAUAACCUGCUACUUAAGGCCACAGCUAAAACCUAUUCACCAGAGGGUGGUACUGUGGCUGGUGUUCGUCUCCACCUUCUGCUUCUGUUUGACAUGGCAAUUCAAUCAGUUUGUCCUGCUGGUGCAGGCCCUUAUAAUCUUUACUCUGGAUUGCCUGGACUUCCUCACAGCGGAACAGGUGGUUUCUCUGUACCUGAUGCAGGUGUUGAGUCUGUUAUUGGUGUGGUUACUGCAGUUCUGCAAUUCUAUGAUUCUGGGCUCUCUGGUGCUCAGCUUCAUUGUGUCUGCCCUCUUCAUCAAACACUUCCAGACGGGACUAAAGACGGGCGGCUUUGUCAUACGAGUAGGAAAACUGGCUCUUCACACACUCCUAGUCCUCACAUUAACUUUCACCAUCAAUUAUUCAGCCAAGAAAAUACUCCAACUGAAAUCCGAUGAGCACAUCUUUAAGUUCAUAAAGGCCAAGUUUGGCUUCGGGGCAACGAGAGACUUUGAUGCCAGUCUCUAUCUGUGCGAAGAGGCUUUUGGCUUGUUGCCAUUGGAUACAUUUGAGCGGUUGGCUGGCACAGUGCUGCUCUAUCCGUAUCUGUGCACACUCAGUGUGCUCUUCAUCUUGCUGCUGCUGGUGGCACUCUCUAAUCUCAGCACAAAUGGGUCAGGCCAAGCAAGCAGGGAGAAAGAGGACAGGACCUUUAGGAUACGUCCGGACGUCGCUUACAAUCUCUUGCACACCGUCUUCUUCGGCCUGCUCGCCUUUUCCACUAUGAGAAUGAAAUAUUUGUGGACUGGCCACAUGUGUGCUUUCGCUGCCUUUGGGGUGUGUGGUAAGGAGGUGUGGUCGUUGUAUCUGAGGGUCCUUCACUGCAACACUAAAACCACGAUGAGACUGAUCAGGUACUCUGUUCCUAUUGUAAUACUGGCGUUUCUUUAUUACAAGUUCUGGCCCAGACUGAUGGAGGAGAUUUCUGAGCUGAGAGAGUUUUAUGACCCAGACACUGUGGAGCUAAUGGAGUGGAUCAGAUUGAAGACACCCAAACGGGCCGUGUUUGCAGGCAGCAUGCAGCUGUUGGCUGGCAUUAAGCUGUGCACGGAGAGAAUAUUGACAAACCAUCCACACUAUGAGGACCAAGCACUGAGAGAGAGGACCAGACAGGUAUAUCAGAUCUAUGCGCGUCAGUCUGCUGAGGAGGUUCAUAAAGUUCUCUGUUCAGUUGGAGCGGACUACAUCGUACUGGAGGACAGCAUCUGCUACGAACGCAGACACAGCCGUGGUUGUAGGCUGAGGGACCUGCUCGACCUGGCAAACGGACAUAUCAUGGAUGGCCCAGGUGAAAACGAGCCAGACCUCAUCCCGGCGACUCACCCGCGUUUUUGUGAGGCCAUUAAGACCGACAUGCCUCCGUAUUCAACCCUCUUCACACGAGUGUUCAAAAACAAGACGUUUAACGUGUACAAACUCAAGAAACUCAAGAAGAAAAACAAAGCUGAGAACGGUCCGUAAUGCUCAUUCCUCAACAGCAGUCGCCCACCUUCAAUGGAUGGAUGAACGCCCCAUCUGGAAUGUUCAAUGAGUGUGUGAUAGUAGCAGGUGUGUGUGUGUGUGUGUGUGUGUGUGCGGGAGAGAGAUUGGAGAGAUGCCUGAUUGAGCCAGCACGCACUCGAUGAUUUGGUGUGUGUUUGUGUGUGUAAAUCUGCUCUGAGCCGGUCCGCCGCAACAGGAGCUCAAGUUUAACAUGGAGAGACGGGAGGAAAAGCUCUUUUUCUCACAGUCUGUCGCACCUCCUCACUCUCUCUCUCUGAUCAUCACAUCUCUUUCGACACGUGCCCUUCCACCAAACACACAUUUAUGCUCUUUCUCACACAAUGCGAACUAAAGACGCAACAACUGCUUUCACAGACUCAUUCCUGUCACACUUCCAACAAAAUCAAAUGAGGAAAUAGCAAUGGGUAACAAUGCUUUGUAACUGGAAUUCACAAGAGCAGUUUGGGGUAAUUAGUGACUGUGGCAGUGUUGUCUUUAUAUCUGCCAAACUGUGUCAAGCUGGGCUACAUCCUGCUGUUUGGUUGUGUAAAAAAAAAAAAAAAAACCUGAAGCACCAGCCUUACUCAUGGGCAUAAAGUGCCAUAAAUACUCCUAAGAAUAAAUGUGGCAAAAUUUACUUUGACCUACUUUUGGACUAGUGUAUAUGUUUUGUGCAUUACUUGUGUAAGUAGGAGGCCACUAUAGAUGGUUAAAAAGGAUUUAGACAUUUGGCAUUGUAAACAGGGACAUUUUAGUAUGUUUUAGGUUGAACAGCUGAAGUGUUCUUAAAGGUUAGACAUAUCCCAUCACAUUUCCUUAAUCCUGAAUUGUGAAGUUGUAGUUCGGUUGAAAUAUUCAGUUUGGGUAUUUUUAAAAUGUGGUUAAAAAUAUUGAACAGUCAACAAUGUUAUGAUGCUAAUUUUUCCAUCUUAAGCUCUAAAGGAAGAGCCUUUAGUGUAUGAAAGUGCCUUUCCAUUUUUGGAUAAGCUCUGCUUCGCUAGCGACUCGUGCAUUCAAAAGACCUUCAAAUGAGUGGCCUCAAGUGCUACCGAAAUUUACCUACCAUCAAUCUUUGCUGCUGUGUUUUUUCUUCCCCAGGAUAUUGGAUGAAUAUCUUUGUACUGAGGUACAAAACCGUUUUAAAUAACUUUAAAGUGUUUAAAGAUAAACAUGGUGUUUCUUUUCUGCAAAUUCGUUUUGUAGCAUGAGAGCUCCUCUGUGACAUUCUGUGAUUGUAUUAUAAUAUGGUGAAUUAGUUGUUGUUAUCUUACCUGUCAGACGACUUUCAUGUAAACCUUUGCUUCACACAACAUCUCUGUCACAACACAUUGUUCCUCAGGCGAUGAUCUUUAUGGAGCUGUGUGCUUUGAUUUCAUAUGCUGACAUUGUUUAACUGUAAGAGUUAUUUGGUAUGGCUCAUUGCACUAGUUUGUUACUGUGGUAUUUCACUCAGAUGGAUUGUUCCCAUUUGUGUCAAAAGUGUUGAUUUGUUUUUGGAUGUUCGGUGUUCGUUUCCAUUUUUGUAUUAAAGCAGAUUUGAAUGGUGGA
Messenger RNA from Sinocyclocheilus anshuiensis, 5444 nucleotides. Its product is annotated as probable C-mannosyltransferase DPY19L3. The transcript is spliced from 17 exons. Gene Ontology annotation, cellular component: nuclear inner membrane. The record is from RefSeq and is a predicted model, not a curated record. Lineage: Eukaryota; Metazoa; Chordata; Actinopteri; Cypriniformes; Cyprinidae. Bases 1644 to 3875 code for a protein of 743 amino acids. Gene Ontology annotation, molecular function: mannosyltransferase activity.